Molecule: messenger RNA, 1142 nt
Organism: Erigeron canadensis
Lineage: Eukaryota; Viridiplantae; Streptophyta; Magnoliopsida; Asterales; Asteraceae
Product: adenylate kinase 1, chloroplastic-like
Exons: 4
Coding region: 116-967 (283 amino acids)
Biological process (GO): nucleobase-containing compound metabolic process
Cellular component (GO): mitochondrion; cytoplasm
Molecular function (GO): ATP binding; AMP kinase activity
Source: RefSeq, a predicted model, not a curated record
AUUCAUUGAUUACAUCAUCAUAUAUAUUAUUUCCUCUUGCUCUGACUUUCGUCUUCUUCAACAUCAUCUUCUUCUUUCAUAAUAUAUCAAUAAAAAUUCCGCCGUCAUCACCAAAAUGGCGGCCAUCACCCGCCUUCUCAAACCCACAUCAUCAAUUUCAUAUCUUUUCAGCAGAUCACUUUCCUCCACCACCACCACAAACGCCGUGAUUUCAGAAAUUGAAUCUAACAGACCUAAUUUAUCAGAUCCAAAAGGUUCAAGAAACUUCCAGUGGGUAUUUCUCGGCGUUCCCGGUGUCGGAAAAGGAACUUACGCUAGUCGCUUAUCCACUCUUCUUGGUGUCCCUCAUAUCGCCACCGGUGAUCUUGUUCGUGAAGAAUUGUCUUCUUCUGGCCCUCUUUCCCGUCAGCUUGCUGAGAUAGUCAAUCAAGGGAAGUUGGUUUCUGAUGAAAUUAUAUUCGACUUAUUAUCAAAGAGGCUAGAAGCUGGAGAAUCAAAAGGAGAAUCAGGAUUUAUUUUGGAUGGUUUUCCUCGAACUAUAAGACAAGCUGAAAUCUUAGAUGAAGUGACAGAAAUUGAUUUGGUGGUCAAUCUCAAGUUAAGGGAAGAUGUAUUGGUUGAAAAGUGUCUUGGUAGAAGAAUAUGCAGUCAAUGUGGAAAAGGUUUUAAUGUGGCGUCGAUUAAUGCAAAGGCAGAGAAUGGAAGACCUGGAAUGAGUAUGGCACCACUUCUUCCACCUUCACACUGUGCCUCAAAGCUCAUUACUCGUGCUGAUGACACUGAAGAAGUAGUCAAAGAGAGACUUCGUGUGUACCAUGAAAAGAGUCAACCCGUAGAGGGUUUCUACAGAGAUCAAGGCAAGUUAAUGGAGUUUGAUCUCCCUGGAGGGAUCCCGGAAUCAUGGCCAAAGUUGCUAGAAGCUCUUAACCUUGAUGAGUACGAGGUCAAAAGAUCAGCUGUGGCAUAGAUUAGCUGCUUUCUUCUAUACAAUUGAUCAUUGUUUGCAUGUAUAAUAGGGCAUGCACAGCAAAUUUUGGAUGAAAGAAUAAUGAAAACACACUAUUUUGUUCUUGUUCUUUUGAAAUAACCAAACAUGAGGAACUAUUAUAUGCUUUCAAGUCAUGAUAGCUGUUGAGUUUGAA